Messenger RNA from Manihot esculenta (cassava), 1214 nucleotides. RefSeq lists its product as uncharacterized. The record is from RefSeq and is a predicted model, not a curated record. The coding region runs from base 3 to 1082 and encodes 359 amino acids. NCBI's taxonomy places the organism in Eukaryota, Viridiplantae, Streptophyta, Magnoliopsida, Malpighiales, Euphorbiaceae. The transcript has 3 exons.
AAAUGCACAUGGAUUCCCUAAGGAACUCUCUUCCAAAUCUUGCACUCCUCUCCAUCCUCUUCGCUGCCCUUCUCUAUCUCUUCAAGUGGUCUUCCUGUUCCUCAGAUAAUCCUUUACUCGCUCAUUCUCAUAAGUACUCCUGCCAUGGCUCCUCUCAACCUCAUGUAAUAAAAUUCCCCGUAGAUGAACUGGAGUUGGCCUUGCACAAAGCUUCCACGCCCAACAAAACGGUCAUUAUCGUUGUUCUCAACAAGGCCUACGUAGAACCAAACGUUAAAUUCGAAACCACAGUGCUGGAUCUUUUUCUCGAUAGCUUUUGGUUAGGGGAGGGCACCAGGCCACUGCUUGACCAUCUUCUUCUAGUCGCCGUUGAUCAAACCGCAUAUGAUCGCUGCAUCUUCAAACGUCUCAACUGUUACAAGAUGGAAACGGGGGGUGUGGAUUUCGCCGGAGAAAAGCUUUUCAUGUCUGAAGAUUUCAUCAAGAUGAUGUGGAGGAGGACCCUUCUUCUCUUAGACGUUCUCAAGCAUGGCUACAGCUUCAUUUUCACCGAUGCUGAUGUGAUGUGGCUAAGGAACCCAUUUCCAAGGCUAAGCAAGAACGAAAGUGUAGAUCUCCAAAUUAGCACCGACUGGUUCAACGGUGACGCACUGUCCGAAAAGAAUGCAAUUAACACAGGAUUCUACUAUGUAAGAUCCAACAACAAGACCAUAUCAUUAUUUGAGGCUUGGUACUCCAGGAAAGAUAACUCCACAGGGAAAAAGGAGCAAGAUGUUCUGUUGGAUCUAAUGCUGGAAGGUGGAUUCAGAAGGUUGGAGCUUAAUCCAAGGUUCUUAGACACUGAGCAGUUUAGUGGGUUUUGCACGGAUAGCAAAGAUAUUAAGGAGGUCACCACUGUUCAUGCCAAUUGUUGCAGGAGUAUAAGUGCGAAGCUGCUUGAUCUAAGGGCCGUGCUUCGUGAUUGGAUGAGAUUUAAGGCAGCCAAUGGCCGUGCUCACCCAAAUGGAACCACCGUGCCUUUCCGUUUCAGGUGGUCAGGUCACUUCGGGUGCCGGAAUUCCUGGAAUAAUACUUCUGCCUAGUUCAUUAUAAUAUUUACGUCUUAUCCUUUUUUUUUUAAUUACUAUUUUAAUAGAGAGAGAAUCAAGUGCAUAAAUUUUUAUGAAAAGAAUUGCCUUUAAAAUAAAAUUAAUUAAAGUUUUAAUUUCUAUUAA